Messenger RNA from Trichosurus vulpecula (common brushtail), 1719 nucleotides. Its product is annotated as WD repeat-containing protein 5-like. The coding region runs from base 164 to 1153 and encodes 329 amino acids. The record is from RefSeq and is a predicted model, not a curated record. Gene Ontology annotation, molecular function: protein binding. The transcript has a single exon. NCBI's taxonomy places the organism in Eukaryota, Metazoa, Chordata, Mammalia, Diprotodontia, Phalangeridae.
AGUAGGCCUGAGGAAGUCAAGGCAAGGAAGAGAAUGAGUAGCAGUGGCCCCAUGGUCCCCUCCAGUGCUUGAUCAUGGUUCCUCUUCAGAGGCCACUGCCAUCUUUAUGAGCAGCAGACAAUUUAGCCAUAGUCUUGGGUGAGUACAGGUGACAUUCAGAACUAUGGCAACAGAAGAGAGGAAAGUCGAGAUAGUCAGUGGAGCACUAGCUACCUAUGAGAAGAAAUUGUUUGAUCCUGAAAUACCCAACUAUCAGCUAAAAUUCACUAUAGAAGGGCACACUAAAGCAGUAUCUGCAGUGAAAUUUAGUCCCAAUGGAGAAUGGUUAGCAAGUUCUUCUGCUGACAAACAAAUUAAAAUUUGGGGAGCGUAUGAUGGGAAGUAUCUGAAAAAACUAAUUGGUCACAAGCUGGGAAUAUCAGACAUUGCUUGGUCAUCAGAUUCCCAACUUCUUGUAUCUGCCUCAGAUGAUAAAACUCUUAAAAUAUGGCACUGCUUCACGGGGAAAUGCAGAAAAACCCUGAAGGGACACAGUAAUUAUGUCUUUUGCUGUAACUUCAGUCCCCAGUCCAAUCUCAUCUAUUCAGGCUCUUUUGAUCAGAGUGUAAGGAUAUGGGAUGUGAAAACUGGGAAGUGCAUCAAGUGUCUGACUGCUCAUUCAAACCCAGUUACAGCUGUUCAUUCUAACUGGAAUGGAUCUUUGCUGGUGUCAAGCAGUUAUGAUGGCCUCUGCCGAAUCUGGGAUGUAGAAGCAUGUGAAUAUAUUAGAACAAUUAAUUCCGAUAAGAACGCUCCAGUUUCUUUUGUGAAAUUCACUCCACAUGGAGGGUACAUUCUUGCUGCAACUCUGGACAAUACACUUAAAUUGUGGGACUUUGGGAAAGGAAAGUGCUUGAAGACAUAUACUGGCCAUAAGAAUGAAAAUUACUGUAUUUUUGCUAAUUUUUCCGAGACUAAUCCAAGACUAAUUGUGUCAGGGUCAGAAGACAAUAUGGUUUACAUUUGGAAUAUUGACACAGAAGAGGUUGUGCAGAAGUUGUAUGGUCACACAGAUACAGUGAUCUCAACAGCUUGUCACCCAAAAGAAAACAUCAUUGCAUCAGCUGCUUUAGAAAAAGACAAGACGAUCAAACUAUGGAAGAGUGCCUACUAAUCUCUUUCCUCAUAUCAUCAAUGAUUCUAUCAAGAACCACAUCCUGAGCAACAGGAAAGAGGACUAUUUGAGAAUGAGGUUUCUCUGCCUAAAGGAUAAUUCCCUCCCCCAUCCUACCCACCUUUCUCCCCCUUGGUAUAGAUAACUGGUGAGAUGAGGCAGUAUCUUUAAUAUUGGACAGGUAGACCCCUCUUUAAUUUUCUGUCUUGUCAAUGGGAAACAUCUGAUUCUCUCAUUAGAAGGCCUCAAAAGACUCUCAUUAUAUUUCUUACCAACUUUCCCGAUGCUGUCAAGAUGAUUUUUCAUUUUUGUCAUCUAUAAAUCAGUUCCUUCCAACAUUUAUAAAUCGAGUCAACCAGAAGAGUGGAUUUAUACUUUUUUUAAAAAAAAAUUUAACUGUGGAAGGAUAAAUUUCAUAUCAGUAUGAGUUGUAUUUCCUUAAAAAAUGUUCUGUGUCUUUAAAAAUUUUCUUACUCUCACUUCAACUUUAUGACCAAAUACAACUAUGUAAAUUCCCGAACUUCUUUCCUCAAAAUUUACUGACCUCAUAGUGAAAUAUCUUUUAC